Messenger RNA from Ceratina calcarata, 3299 nucleotides. RefSeq names its product Helicase with zinc finger. Gene Ontology annotation, biological process: regulatory ncRNA-mediated post-transcriptional gene silencing. The coding region runs from base 225 to 2954 and encodes 909 amino acids. The transcript is spliced from 5 exons. Gene Ontology annotation, cellular component: P granule; cytosol. The record is from RefSeq and is a predicted model, not a curated record. Gene Ontology annotation, molecular function: helicase activity. NCBI's taxonomy places the organism in Eukaryota, Metazoa, Arthropoda, Insecta, Hymenoptera, Apidae.
UUGCGCACAGCGCACGAGCGCUCGGUGCCUCAGUUCCUCAGUUCCUCCGUAGCAUCAUCGACCGUUGCGUUCGUCGUGGAACAGAGUAUCAGAUAUUUUCACGAUGCGCGAACGUAAACGUUUAUUCGUGGCAGGAAGAACGUGAAUAAACGCGUGCAGUGAUGUGACUCGGUCCCUGGAACCAGUCGACACUCUUCGAGAUUGCGCAGGAUUCGUGUUCCGCGAUGGUCGAUCGCCCGUUCCGUACGAACGGCGAGGUUAAACCUCCUUUCAGCUUCGCCGAGAAGGUGCACCGCGACUGGAUCAAGUCGGAGAGCCCGGAAAAGAUCGUCAGAUACGGACAGACCGAAGACGUAUGCAUUUUCUGGAGAAAGAGCCCGCUGUGCAGGCUGACCACAGAUAACGCAUCUUACAAUUGGAACUUUUGGAUAGUGACGCGCGGUAAACAGUUGCAAAGAGUAGCGCUGACGCUGGAUCAGAACCGAAGGAACUUUGCGUUGAAAUCAGUGAUUUACGAUAGCAAGGAGAUCGGUGUGACGAACGGUCAGGAAUGGUAUAACUCAGAAUUGGAAACCGUAGAUGCGAACGGGAACGGGAAGGAACAGUCGCAUUACUUUAUCGAUGUUCACUUUGCUGCCAAUAGAUAUGGCACAUACCGGCAAAGAAUGCUCCUUUACUUCGGCGACUAUCCCGUGUUGCUACAAAACGUCUGCGUGGACUGUCUGCCUAUCGAAGAUUUAACCAGAAUCGAGGAGGCUACCGAUUACCAAUUUACACAGAACCCGAACGCGUGGAACGACGGGAUCAAUCGUAUACAAUGGUUCGAAUCGCCGUUCGUUGCCGCGAAAGAUCCAAAGGAAGAGAGACUGUCCAUGAUCUAUUUGUAUCCUAACAAACACAACUUCUUCUUGACUCAAGAAACCCUUACGGACGAACGUCUAACGGCAGAAAAUUACAGAGGCCGUCUACACGAAUUGAUCAACGUCGAAGAGCUAGCUAGGCACGAGCAGAUCGCCAGAUACAAUGAGACCUCGUACAUGCGUCUUCUCAAUCAUUACGUUCUCACGUUGCCCGGCGACGCUUCCACCAUCGCCAAAUACGCGCCGCCCGGCGAGCUCUUCGCUCAGCUGCCACUCAGCCGCGGUAUCUCCGAGGAUACCAAGAGCGGCCGGCUGUUCUUGCGAGGCUGCAACAAAGUGCUCUUCAAGAGCAAGUGCCCGCAGCACGUGAAAGCCUCGAAGGCGAUAUUCGAGGCGCACAUAGAGGACAAGUGCACGCACACCGUGUACGUCAGGCUGUCGAAGGAGUGCGUGCAGACGUUGAACGUGACGGCCGACUCCGACCUGCACGUUCAGGUCCAGUUCUUGUUGAACCGUUUGCCUUACUGCGAGUGGCACAAGGCCGUCGACAGCUUGCCGGACAUCGGUCUCGUGUUCCUCGGGAAAGAUCACGUGAACAUGAACGACCGUCAGGGUUUCGCGCAGUUGCUGGAGAGGAACGCGAGCAACGUCCGCGUCCCGUUGUUGAACGACGAGCAGAAGAAGGCCGUGGCAGUGAUCACGGCCUCCGUAGACGUCCCGAUGCCACCGAUUCUCCUGUUAGGCCCGUUCGGAACGGGGAAAACGUUUACCAUCGCCCAAGCGCUAAGACUGUUGCUCACCGGCGAUUCCGAGCACAAGAUUUUGCUGUGCACUCACAGCAACAGCGCGGCCGAUCUCUACGUAAAAGAGUUCUUCGACGUCUGGUACAAGGCCGAGAAGAAUCCAAGACUGAAGCCCGUUAGAAUUUAUUACAAGGGAAGAGCCAGGAACACGGUACACCCGGUGGUUCAGGAGUAUAGUUUGAUGAGAGAUAACGGUACGUUUCGCGAUCCGACCGACGAAGAUCUGAACGACUGCGGAUUGGUCGUGACCACGUUGGCCACCUCCAGUUCUCUGACCAGUCUGAACCUCUCGUUCACGCACAUAGUGAUCGACGAGGCUGCUCAGGCGCUGGAAUGCGAGGUCCUGAUACCUCUGGCACUGGCCACGCCGAGGACGAGGCUCGUCCUCGCCGGAGACCAGAUGCAAUUAGCGCCAGAGAUCUAUAGCGAUCUAGCCUACGAGAGAGGACUGGGCAUCAGUCUGUUAGAGAGGAUCUACGGAAUGUAUCCCGCCGCGCAUCCUUGUAGAAUUCACCUGGACCAGAAUUAUCGAGCCCACGACGACAUCGUUCGGUUCACCUCCGAGGCGUUCUACGAAGGACUCGUGGAACCAGCCGGGAAAAACUUGCUCAGGCAUCCUGUCCUGAAACCGCUCACUUUCUACGCCGUUCAAGGAGUCGAAAUUCAGGACUCGACAGGGUACGCGAACAUGAACGAGGUCUACGAGCUGGUGACUCGAGUGCAAGAGCUGAGGAACAGCUGGCCGACGGAUCGCUGGGGCGCCUACGGGGAGAAAUCGAUCGGCGUGCUAGCGUAUUACGCGGAGCAAGUACAGAGGAUCCGCGCCGAGCUCAGGGAACACAGACUGGCGGACGUGUCCGUGGAGAGGGUGCUCAACGUCCAGGGGAAACAGUUCACCGCGAUUUUCAUCAGCACCGUAAGGACCGGGCAAUGCUGCCGUUACUCCGCCGAGAGGAACGUCAACGACUACGGUUUCCUAACGAAUCCCAGGCUACUAAACACGGCCCUGACCCGCGCCAAGUGUAUGGUGGCCGUCGUCGGAGACCCGAUCGCGUUGUCCACCAUCGGUUCCUGUAGGAAACUCUGGCAGAGAUACUUAGAAGUCGCCGAUCUGCGCAACGUCGACCGGAACACGUUGCAGAACCAGUUGACUCAAAUUCCCGAACUCCCCUCGGUCGCUCCUCUGAACCCGCUCGCCAGAGAAUUCGUUCCUCGAAGGUACGUACCGAUGGUCGAAUACGUACCCGUUCCCGUCAUGUAUCCCGUGUUCCAUCCGUUCUACUCGACGUAGUCGCGUUUAGAUGGUACCGUUUUACCGAGUUUCGCGUAAAAGUCUGCGGUCUGAUCAGCAGGAUCAGGGAUCGACUGUAUAUAACGUAUACGUGUAUGUAUCUGGGGUUUACGGGGACUACUAACCCGAGAGCGUAUCUCUCUCUCUGUCUCUAUGUGAAUAGAUUUAAGGAUUAAUUAAUUAAUUAAUCGUUGCCGAUACUACCUUCGCAUACGAAGCGUGAUCGACGAGGACCGUUUUCUUUCUAUUGCUUUACGAGACGCAUUUGUUUGAAAAUCAUGCAAUUUAUGUAACAAUACCACAACAUUGAAUUAUAAUAUAGAAAUAUAUUUUUUACUAGUUCCA